This is a messenger RNA of Dendrobium catenatum, 1501 nucleotides long. Its product is annotated as purine permease 3-like. The coding region runs from base 51 to 1154 and encodes 367 amino acids. Gene Ontology annotation, molecular function: purine nucleoside transmembrane transporter activity. The record is from RefSeq and is a predicted model, not a curated record. Lineage: Eukaryota; Viridiplantae; Streptophyta; Magnoliopsida; Asparagales; Orchidaceae. The transcript has 2 exons. Gene Ontology annotation, cellular component: membrane.
CCCGUCGAUUCUUUAAGCAAACGGCAAUAGUAAUCGAGCAUAGAGCGGCAAUGGAAAUUCACAGCACCAACAAGCUGAUCAGCCACCACCACUCUGCUCCUCCUCCUCCUCCACCCACCCUUACACGCCGCGCCAAACUUCUCCUCACCGUCCUCAACUGCCUCCUCCUCAGCGUCGGCAACUGCAGCGGCCCUAUUUUCCUCCGCAUCUACUACCUGCACGGCGGCCGCCGCAUUUGGCUCACUUCCUUUCUUGAAACCGCCGGAUUCCCCCUCCUACUUAUCCCCCUCUCAAUCUCCUACCUUCACCGCCGCCGUUCCAAUCCUUCAACGCCUCUCCUCCACCUCACUCCCCGUCUCCUCCUGGCCUCGUCUGUGCUCGGGGUCAUCACCGGCCUCGAUGACUUCCUUUACAGUUAUGGCCUCAACUUCCUCCCUGUCUCCACCUCCUCCGUCCUCAUCGCGUCUCAGCUGGCUUUCACGGCGAUCUUCGCUUUCUUAAUAGUGAGGCAGAAAUUCACCCCCUUUUCGGUCAACGCCGUGGCGUUGUUAACCAUUGGCGCCGUCAUCCUGGCUCUGCAUACGAGCGGUGAUCGGCCGGCGGGGGUGACUGCGGCGGGGUAUUGGAAAGGGUUUGUUUUGACAAUUGGGGCGGCGGCGCUGUACGGUUUGUUUUUGCCGUUGGUGGAGUUGACUUAUGACAAGCUGGCUGGAAGGGCGGCGGUGACUUACACUCUGGUCAUGGAAAUGCAGCUUGUUAUUGGAUUUUUCGCCACUGGAUUCUGCGCCGUCGGGAUGAUUGUCAACAAGGAUUUUCAGGCAAUCCCAAGAGAAGCAGCCGAGUAUGGACUCGGAGAGACAAAGUACUAUCUUGUCAUCAUCGCCGCCGCCAUAUUCUGGCAAUGCUUCUUCCUCGGCGCCAUCGGAGUAAUCUUCUGCGUCAACACUCUGCUCUCCGGAAUCAUCAUCGCCGUCUUCAUCCCUGUUAUUGAAGUAUUGGCCUUCAUCUUCUUGCACGAAAAUUUUAGCAGUGAGAAAGGGGUAGCCCUCCUUCUCUCUCUAUGGGGUCUUGCUUCCUAUUCUUAUGGUGAGUAUAGACAGGCGCAGGAGAAGAAGAAGGAACUACAACCAGCUCCAGCUCUCAGCACCGUCUAAGACUUCUUUUAGCACAAUUUUAUUUUAGCUUUCAAGAGAUUUUUAUACUAAAAAUUGCUUUUCAAAAAGUAAUAAGGAAGCCGUCCCAAACGAAGCCUCUGCCUUAUGUGGCUAUUAUUGAUGAGUGGAAAGAAUGAUGGCUGAUUUAGGGGAGCAAUUAUUAUGUCUAGUACCGAGUUUUAGGUGACGUCGCGCAUGGUUAUUGAUCUUUGAACGCAUUCGGUGACCGGACAUAAUAAUUGCUCGAUUUAUGGAUUGUUAUGGGUGGGAUUUAAGUAAUUAUAGCUUAAAUUCCGUCAAACAUUUUGGUAAUAUAAUUUUGCAUAUCUAAAUUGAUUUUGCAUAGC